Messenger RNA from Paramuricea clavata, 399 nucleotides. NCBI's taxonomy places the organism in Eukaryota, Metazoa, Cnidaria, Anthozoa, Malacalcyonacea, Plexauridae. The record is from the annotation of a GenBank genome assembly.
AUGCCACCUAAAGGUUAUAAGAGUUCAAAACGCAAAGUCGUCGAAAUCUCCGGCCAAUCCAUCACCGUCACAGCGACCUUGUGUAAGCCAACCAUUGCUUCUCCGUCCGCUGGUCCAACAACGAGCUCAACCGUACACGAACCUGUCAACGUCACCAGUACCUCGGCAGCGCCUGAUGCUAGUACCAUCUCCCCGCAGCUUCUUCAGCAGAUCGUGUCAACAGUUACUGCUGAAGUUACUUGGCGACUUACACCACACCAUCAAGCGGAGUUUUCGGACGCUGUUGUUGAGGCCCCAGUUGUCGCGAUGGGGAGCAUCCACCUCGACCGAACAACCCGCCAUUGUUUCUGGUAUUGUGGAAGAAGCUUUACAGUCUGUCCAUUCCGCCAUUGCAGGUGA